CACUGCGGCGCGCAAGCACAGCUGCCAGCACCACGGACAGCAGCCGCUGCGCCCACAGUGACCCGCCCGACGCGCGUGGACCGGUGUGCGGAGCCGGAGGAAGCGACGGCGACCCACCCCGAGGACGAAGCCGGGACUCGCUCUUUGUUCGGAGCUCGGGACCGUGCGUGUGAGCCGCUCUGCAGAGGGAAGCGAUGCUGCUGGACUCCCCGCUUUACAACCUGCCGCUAAUGUGAUGGUGCAGAUUCCUGCGCAUUGCACAUAAAACCACCCAUUUUCAGUGCCGUCCUCCCCCUCGGCCCCCUCUCUCUCUCUCUCUCCUCGCUCGCUCGCUCGCUCGCUCGCCACCCACCUGGGUCGUGUCUGCAGCUUUGAGUGCUGCCGUGCUGCCGCUCAGAGGCUGCUCGAGCCGACCCGCUGCCGGGGAGAGAAGCGUCCGGGCUGCGCUGCGCCGUCUGCGCCACACGAUGCGUCUGUUUCUGCUGGCGGUGCUCCUGUGGUGCUCGUGCGCGCGGGCCGGCUGCGAGCCGAAGACCGUGAACAUCGGGGCGGUGCUGAGCCAGAAGCGGUACGAGCAGGUCUUCAAGGAUGCGGUGACCCAGGCCAACCAGGUCUACGGCAGGGACAAAUUCAAGCUGACCGCCAUCUCCGUAACGCACAAGCCCAACGCCAUCCAGAUGGCUCUGUCCGUGUGCGAGGACCUCAUCUCCAGCCAGGUCUACGCCAUCCUGGUGAGUCACCCUCCACAGUCCAAUGACCACCUCACUCCGACGCCCGUCUCCUACACGGCAGGCUUCUACCGCAUCCCUGUGGUGGGUCUCACCACCCGCAUGUCCAUCUACUCUGACAAGAGCAUCCACCUGUCCUUCCUGCGCACCGUGCCCCCCUACUCCCACCAGGCCCACGUGUGGUUCGACCUGAUGCGCGAGUUCAACUGGAACCACAUCAUCCUGAUCGUGAGCGACGACCACGAGGGCCGCGCGGCUCAGAAGCGGCUGGAGACCCUGUUGGAAGAGAGGGAGACCAAGAAUAAAAAAAGGAACUAUGAAAACCUCGACCAACUGUCCUAUGACAACAAGCGAGGACCUAAGGCAGAGAAAGUCCUCCAGUUCAGCCAGGAGACUAACUUAACUGCCCUGCUGCUGGAGGCCAAAGAGCUGGAGGCCCGGGUCAUCAUCCUGUCCGCCAGCGAGGAAGACGCUGCUGCCGUGUACAAGGCCGCCCGCUUCCUCAACAUGACGGGCUCCGGCUACGUGUGGCUGGUGGGCGAGCGGGAGAUGUCGGGUAAAGCCCUGAGCGAGGCCCCGGACGGUCUGAUCGGCCUGCAGCUGAUCAAUGGCAAGAAUGAGUCCGCCCACAUCAAUGACGCGGUUGCUGUGGUGGCGCAGUCCAUCCAGGAGCUGUUCGAGAAGGAGAAUAUUACAGAACCUCCAAGAGGAUGUGUGGGCAACACCAAUAUCUGGAAGACAGGACCGCUCUUUAAACGGGUUCUGAUGUCAUCUAAAUACCCCGAGGGUCUCACAGGGCGAGUGGAGUUUAACGACGACGGCGACAGGAAAUACGCUCACUACAGCAUCCUGAACUACCAGAAGAGUCGGCUCAUUCAAGUGGGCAUUUACAACGGAACCCAGGUGGUAAUGAACAAUCAGCGCAAAAUCAUCUGGCCUGGGGGGGAGACUGAGAAACCACAGGGCUUCCAGAUGUCCACUCGGUUAAAGAUAGUGACGAUACACCAGGAGCCAUUUGUGUAUGUGAAACCCACAAUGCUGGAUGGAACAUGCAAGGAGGAAAUGACUUUAAAUGGAGUCUUAAUUAAAAAGGUUAUCUGCACUGGGCCCAAUGAGACCAUCCCAGGGCGUCCAAUCGUACCUCAGUGUUGUUAUGGAUUCUGCAUUGAUCUGUUAAUUAAGUUGGCCAUGACCAUGAACUUUACCUACGAGGUGCAUCUGGUGGCUGAUGGGAAGUUUGGAACACAGGAGAGGGUAAACAACAGCAAUAAGAAAGAGUGGAAUGGCAUGAUGGGAGAGCUCCUGGGGGGCCUGGCUGAUAUGAUCGUAGCCCCACUGACUAUAAACAACGAGCGAGCCCAGUACAUAGAGUUCUCCAAACCCUUUAAAUACCAAGGCCUCACCAUUCUGGUCAAAAAGGAAAUCCCUCGCAGUACACUGGACUCGUUCAUGCAGCCGUUCCAGAGCACGCUGUGGCUGCUGGUGGGUCUGUCGGUGCACGUGGUGGCGGUGAUGCUUUACCUACUAGACCGGUUCAGCCCAUUUGGAAGAUUUAAAGUAAACAGUGAAGAAGAGGAAGAAGACGCCCUCACCUUGUCAUCUGCCAUGUGGUUCUCCUGGGGAGUGUUGCUGAACUCUGGAAUAGGAGAAGGUGCCCCGCGCAGCUUCUCAGCCAGAAUCCUUGGCAUGGUGUGGGCCGGCUUUGCCAUGAUCAUCGUAGCCUCUUAUACUGCCAACCUGGCUGCCUUCCUGGUGCUGGACCGGCCUGAGGAGCGCAUUACCGGCAUCAAUGACCCGCGGCUGAGAAACCCAUCGGACAAGUUCAUCUACGCCACAGUGAAGCAGAGCUCUGUGGACAUUUACUUCCGGCGGCAGGUGGAGCUCAGCACCAUGUACCGCCACAUGGAGAAGCACAACUAUGAGAGUGCCGCCGAAGCCAUCCAGGCCGUGCGUGACAACAAGCUGCAUGCUUUCAUCUGGGACUCUGCGGUGCUGGAGUUUGAAGCCUCGCAGAAGUGCGACCUGGUGACCACGGGAGAGCUGUUUUUCCGUUCGGGCUUUGGCAUAGGCAUGCGCAAGGACAGCCCCUGGAAACAGAAUGUGUCCCUGGCCAUUCUCAGUUCUCAUGAGAACGGCUUCAUGGAAGACCUAGAUAAAACCUGGGUGAGAUACCAGGAGUGUGACUCAAGGAGCAAUGCCCCAGCCACACUCACCUUUGAGAACAUGGCAGGGGUCUUCAUGCUGGUGGCUGGAGGCAUCGCAGCAGGGAUCUUCCUCAUCUUUAUCGAAAUCGCCUACAAACGCCAUAAAGACGCCCGCAGGAAGCAGAUGCAGCUGGCCUUUGCGGCCGUCAAUGUUUGGAGGAAGAACCUGCAGUGGAAGUAACGCAAAUGAAAAAGAUGCUCGCUGGAGGCUCCGUCCAAUCCACUGGUUACUUACAGCGUAAAGGAUCCGUUCUGCCAAAUGUCAGCAGAGAAACGUUCCCCUCUUUCCUUCAAGCGCAGAGAGGGACCUCCCACCAGUAAACCUGUGGGGUGGAGGUGAAUGGAGUUUUAUUUGUGGCUUAAAACCGUUAUGCAAUGCAGGGUUUACUCCUCUGCAUCCAAACCGGGUUGGUUCCUGUAUUCCAAUGCAAUCAGGUGGAGCUCCCUCCUCCACCCAUGCGCCCUCCUUUCUCUGCUCCCUGAUUGGGUAGGUGGAGGAAGGUACAAACAAAAGCCAAUCACUCUGAGUCUGUGACGUGGCUCAGCCUUGAAGCAGGCAUUAAGCUUUGGCCCUGCUGAGUAGAGAGGCAGGGCUGGAGGUAGGUACUGUACAGCACAGAGUGUCCACCAUCGCCCUGACUACUGUGUGUAACUGUGGUACCAUGGGCUCAAACUGCAGCCAAUGCAUGUACGAGGAAGGAAGGAAAGGACACACCAAACUGUGGACCAGAGCUGCGUUAGAUCCAUGUCAGCGAUGAUCACAUCGGCUGAACGGAGGCAGCCCGAGAGCCAAACUAACAAACACACAGACUGUACAUGUAUCUGCUGACGAGUGUUUAUUAUUCAGGACGGUCUCAGACUGUUUGGUGCACAUUUAAGGGGACAGCUUGGUUAUGUAGGACACAGAGCAAUGAACAGUUGGUCUGUCCUCCUCCUUCCUUAGCUCAGCCACUGAAACGAGUGCAACCCUGGGUCCCAUGUGUGGCAUCACUUUGACUGCUUGUCUAUGUGUGGGUACAGUAUGUACUGCUAAUGUGCUCGGUGCUGUGCCUCCACAUACCUUCAACUUCAGGGUGUAGCCUCAGAAUGUGCACUUCUGACUAACCUGUGCACAUGUACUGGGCUGAAGCUGCAGGUAGAAGGCGUAAUCCAUCUCACUUUUUAAAGAUGAAGCUAUUAUCUCAGUCUAGAAUGACGUCAUGCAUGCAUGUGUAUCAGAGGCGCUGGAGCCGUUACUCAGAGGUGCACCGUGGACCCGUGACUGGAGACUGGUGUCACUCUGGGAUGAGGAGGAAGUGUCUCGAACUGUUUGAUGCUGAUUGAAAUGACCAAUGCCCGCUUGUGUUUCCUGACAUGAAACCAAUGCCGUGCCGCGCUUCAUCCUGCAUGGCCUGGUCAUCAGGGCUCAGCGCGGCCGAACGGCACUCCUGCUGUCUCAGGCGCUAAGACACGGUGGACGGUCCAGAUUAGAGGGAGGAAACGCACGUCACCUGAUUUCUUUUCCAGUUACAGUAGAUGCACUUGUCACAGGCUGGCGUUUUCCAUUUACUAACAUGACAUGUCAUCUUUCAACAGGAAAACUUUUUGCUAUUAUUGCCUGUUUGUGAUUGGAGUGAUGUUGUGAGCCAGUCACUCACCCGUCCUCUGCCAGCUGAUAUGCUAUCAGGGCUGGGAGAGGAGUGCGGUGAUGGCUGGUACAGAUAUGCCCUAAAAGAGCUCAGUCAUGUGACCUGAUGACGUCAGGAUGUCCUGCGAGGCCGGUGCUGGCCAGGAUUUACUGUCAUGCUCCUUGUUUUGUGUUUACUUCUUCUAUGUUCCUUCCUUCCCUCCAUCCAUAAAACAAUUUGGCAUGUGAAAUUCACACCACACUGCCCCGCCCCCAGAGGCCCCGCCCCCUGCUGCUCGCCAUCCUCCAC
This is a messenger RNA of Betta splendens (Siamese fighting fish), 4848 nucleotides long. It is a transcript of the gene grin1a, whose product is annotated as glutamate receptor, ionotropic, N-methyl D-aspartate 1a. The transcript is spliced from 20 exons. Gene Ontology annotation, molecular function: NMDA glutamate receptor activity. The record is from RefSeq and is a predicted model, not a curated record. NCBI's taxonomy places the organism in Eukaryota, Metazoa, Chordata, Actinopteri, Anabantiformes, Osphronemidae. Gene Ontology annotation, cellular component: plasma membrane; NMDA selective glutamate receptor complex; synapse. Gene Ontology annotation, biological process: regulation of membrane potential; chemical synaptic transmission; monoatomic ion transport. Bases 468 to 3113 code for a protein of 881 amino acids.